CCAUUUGAUCCAGAAAUUGAGAGAACUUUUAGGGAGUUUUUAAGAGAGCAAAAGCAGAACAUCAUGGCAGAAGAAGGACAAAAUAAUGCACGCACUCUUGGUUCAUAUGCCACCCCAUCCCUUGAAGGAAUAGCAUCAAGCAUUAGGAGGCCAGCGAUUCAAGCCAAUAACUUUGAAAUCAAACCAGCUAUCAUUCAAAUGAUCCAACAAACUGUCCAAUUCAGUGGUUUGCCUAAUGAAAAUCCUUAUGCGCAUAUUGCUAGUUUUCUUGAAAUUUGUGAUACUUUUAAGGCUAAUGGUGUUAGUAAUGAGUCUGUUAGGCUUACAUUAUUUCCAUUUUCUUUGCAUGAUAAAGCCAAGAGUUGGCUUCAAUCUUUUCCUGCAGGUCAUUUUACCAUAUGGAAUGUUUUGGUAGAUAAAUUCAUAGCUAAAUUUUUUCCUCCUUCAAAAAUAGCUAAGUUGAGAAAUGACAUUACUACUUUUGUUCAAUUUGAUAAUGAGUCAUUAUAUGAGGCAUGGGAAAGAUUUAAGGAAUUGCUUAGGCAAUGUCCAAAUCAUGGUUUACCUGUUUGGCUCCAAAUGCAGACUUUUUAUAAUGGUAUGACUCCUCCUAAUCGUUCUAUAAUUGAUGUAGCUGCAGGGGAUAAUCUUAUGAAUAAGACAGAGGAGGAUGGUUAUAAGCUGUUAGAUGAAAUGGCCUCUAAUAGUUAUCAAUGGACUAAUGACAGAGCUACCAAAAAAGGAGUUGGUUUACGUAAUGUUGAUGCUUUUACUUCUUUAUCUGCUCAAAUUUCUGCUUUGAAUAAAAAGUUAGAUAAUUUAGGAGCAUCAGCAAUGAGUAUUUCAUCUAAUAGUUGCUGUGAAUUGUGUGGGCAAUUUGGUCAUGCUAGUGUUGAAUGUCAAGUAGGCAAUUCAAUUCAAUCUUCUAAUAAGCAAGCUAAUUUUGUUUCUUCUGGUGGUAGGUCUAAUUUUAAUCCAUACUCCAACACCUACAAUCCAGGAUGGAGGAGCCAUCCUAAUUUUUCAUGGAGUAAUAAUCAAGUGAGAGUACCACCCGGUUUUCAUCAACAAAAUCAGCAAGAAAAGAAGCCAAAUUUGGAGGAGUUGGUGCACAAAUUUGUGAGUAGUACAGAAAUAAGGUUUCAAAAUCAAGAUGCUGUUAUUCAGAAUAUAGAAACGCAACUUGGACAGAUUGCUGAUAUGGUUUCGGGAAGAGUUCAAGGGGGUUUGCCAAGCAAUAGUGAAAAGAAUCCAAGGGAGCAAUUGAAGGCUAUCACUUUGAGGAGUGGGAAAGAACUUAAAGAGGUAGAACAAUCUGAUGGGAAAGAAGAAGGUGUGGAAGCAAGUGAAUCAAAGCAAGAGGAGGAGCCUAAAAGACUUUUUCAUGAUCCGAAUAUGCCAAGCUAUGCAAAAUUUUUGAAGGAGAUCCUUGCCAAUAAAAGGAAGUUAGAGGAGUUCGAGAUGGUGAAGUUAAAUGAAGAGUGCUCUGCUAUUCUUCAAAAUAAGUUACCUCCUAAGUUGAAGGAUCCAGGGAGUUUUUCUAUUCCUUGUAUUAUUGGCAAUGUUAAUUUUGAUAAGGCCUUGUGUGAUUUGGGUGCUAGCAUUAAUUUGAUGCCUUUUCAUGUAUUUAGGAAAUUGGGAUUAGGAGAACCUACACCUACCACAGUUUCUCUUCAAUUGGCAGAUAGGAGCAUUAAAUAUCCAAGAGGAGUGGUAGAGGAUGUUUUGGUAAAAGUUGAUAAAUUUAUUUUUCCUGUUGAUUUUAUUGUUCUUGACAUGGAAGAGGAUUUUGAAAUGCCUUUAAUUCUUGGUAGACCAUUCCUUGCUACUGGUAGAGCGCUUAUUGAUGUUCAACAAGGAAAACUUAGCCUUAGAAUACAUGAUGAGGAGAUUGUUUUUAAUGUGUUUGAUGCUAUGAAAAAUUGUGAUCAUGAUGGCAGUGCUGUUUUAAGGAUUGAUGUGUCAAGCUAAUGACUGUAAAGAAGCGCUUAAUGGGAGGCAACCCAUCAAAAAAACAAAAAUUGUUAUUUGACAUUUUUCUGUUUUGCAUUGAGUUAUUUAAUUCUUUUAUUCAUUUUUUUUUAGUUUGUUCUUUGACAUUUUCUUUUUAUUCAAUUCUUUUAUUCAUUUUCGUUUUUCUAAUUUUGGCUGGGUUAGUUUUUUAUUACCUUUUUUGCAGCAGUUUAGGCAACUAUAACAAGAACUUUUGGCUCUAGAGGAACACACUGCAUGUCUACAACAGGAAGAGCAAGAUAGGGGAGUAUUGUCUUUCUUCCCUUAUUUAUUUGUUUUACAUUGAGGACAAUGUUAAUUUUAAGUUUGGCGGAGGAUAUUUUGUGUUCUUGCUUUUGUUGUGGUUUGAAGUGAUAGAAUAUUGGAUGCAUGUGUGCGAGUUUAAGUUUCCAGCAUGGUAUGAAUAUAGUCAGAUGAGCCUAUACAUAUUUUUGUUGCAUAGAUGCUGCAAGUGAAGGAUAUUGUUCUUCUUUGAUGAUUACGUCAAAAUUUAGUAAUACCUUGAUGAGAGGAGUUGAGGGCUUUGACUUUAUAAUUGUUUUGGUUGGAAAUUAUAUGCAUCUUGUGAGUAGGUGUCAUUGUUUCUGUGAUGAUUAUCCUAUCUAAUUAUCCCUGGAAACUGCUUUGAAAAAAAAAAAAAAGAAGUCAAAUGUUUCGUGGCCUUUGUUACUUGAGUAAGUAUGCUCUUAGGGGUGUCUCUUCACCUAGUGCCCUAAAGCCAACUGGUUUGGGAGUCAUUGGCAAAAAACUCGUUACAUGGGUAACUUAGAAAGCCUAAGGAAACUUGACAAGAAAAGAAAAAAAGAAAA
This is a messenger RNA of Rubroshorea leprosula, 2822 nucleotides long. The record is from the annotation of a GenBank genome assembly. Lineage: Eukaryota; Viridiplantae; Streptophyta; Magnoliopsida; Malvales; Dipterocarpaceae.